GCAGGCAGGAGAGGCAGGCCACCGUUCUCCUAGCAGUCUCGCCUCGUCCAGGACAAUCCCCUGGAUCGCGGUUGGCCCCGUAGCUGGAGAAAUUGUCUGCCUCUCGACGAUCAAAGUACUCGGCUGACCGAGGUGGCGAACGUCUCGUUCGCCGCGCGAUCGCUCAGUCGCCUCCUUUCCUCGAGUGCGUUUUCGCCGCAGCUGCGACCCAGCCGCGCUGCUCGCUCGCUCGCUCGUUCGCACCUGCGAUAGUUUCUACACCGGCGACACGUGUGACUCGGGACGGUGCUCGCUUUCCUCCGACGAGGACACGGAGACUCGGAAGUGCGGGAUUUUGUGAGAAAUCAGCGAGAUCAGUGUCCGACCGAGUUUAUCGUCGAUCAGAGUGAUUGUUGUAGUCUUCCGUUGGAUGAUUCAGGUACGGGCAAAGGGAUGGAACUACCCCCGUUGUCGUUUUCCCGCGAAUUCCGAGUGCUCACGGGGCGAUCAAGUCGCUAAUAUCUCCGUUUGGAAACGAGAAGCCGGAAUCAUUAAGAGGCGCGAGGGAAAUGCGCUUUGACGAUCCCUAAUUGCGCUAAAACUCGGAAACAGACCGGAACAACCGGGAACACAGUGGAAGAUCGUCGACUUCGAGUGAUCAUUUGAGAUCACCGACGAUCGUCGCUCGAGGCAGCGAGUUCACGAUGAUCCUCGCAGCCAGCCACGUCCUGGAGGAGCGCUAACGAAGAGCGUGAGGAAUCGCAGGCAGAAAAAUGACCGUCGCGAUGGAGCACAAGCGGAAGAGCUCGUGGGAUUCGAAGAUCUCGGUGAGCACAGUGAGUACCAGAAGAUUCAGCCGAGCCGGAACACCGAGCUCUAUUUUAUCUUCCGACAGCGACAUCCGCUUCACAAGAAAGCUCGGCGGCCAGUAUCGCUGCGGAUGCUGCGUCCUCGCCGCUUUCUUGCUCUUUCUCCUCUUCUCGGGCGUCUCCAUAUACCUCGGCUACACGUUCCUUACCUCGGAUCCACCCGGCGAUCAGAUAUUCCUCGCGACAUUCCGAGUUACCAAAGGUGAUUCCUUCACCGCGGAGCUGGCAGACCCCUCUACCGAGGCCUUCCGACUGCGAUCGCGAGAGUAUCGCGAUCGUCUUAAUCUCAUCUUCCGUCGCAGCUGGCUGAAGCUGUCGUUCCUCGCGGCGGACGUCCUCGCGCUCGACGGCAUUGAAGGUCGCGACCUGGUGGUGCACUUCGACGUGAGGUUCGACCCGCGAUAUCAGACCAUAACCACCGGCAAUAUCGUGGACAUUCUAUCGCGAGAGUUGAGCCCGGAAACUUCACGGUACCUCGCGAACCUCACGAUAGAAGCGAAGAGUCUCGAGGUGCAGGAAAGUCUGAAGGCCCUCAACGCGCAGAUCAGCCUGCAAUCGACCGUCUCGACGUUACCGCCGACGACGACAGCCCCACCGCCGAGAAGAUGCAGCAAAUUGGACCUGGCCUACUGCAAACACCUGCCGUAUAAUAUCAGCUCAUAUCCGAAUAUAUUGGGACACCGGUCGUUGGCAGACGUCGAGGAAGAUGUCAUCGCUUUUAGGGAGCUAGUGGACGCGGAAUGCUAUCCGUUGGCCUACGACUUCGUCUGCCAGGUAUUGCAGCCGGCGUGUCGGUCGAGUCAGCCCGAGGAUCUGCUGCAACUGCCUUGUCGCAGCUUCUGCAGGGAGUUCUGGAACGGAUGCGGCAGUCGUCUCCCGGAGAAGAUCAAGCGCGCUUUGGAUUGCUCCAAUUUUCCAGAGUACGCCGAACCUGGUAGUUGCAGGUCGAAACCAGGAUGUGUUCAAGCGCUUCAGUCGAAAGCUCUGUCCCCGAGAAUUUGCGACGGUGUGAUCGAUUGUCCGGAUCUUUCGGACGAGAAGAACUGCGCUUAUUGCCGAGACGGCUACAUGCAUUGCGGAGUGGGAAGAGCUUGUAUACCACACGCGAAACGGUGCGACGGCAAGGCGGACUGUCCGAAUGGCAGCGACGAGAAGGAUUGCCUGUCUUUGGCGCCGAGCGUUCAUGCGUUGAGAUCGCAAUCGUGGAGCACACCGCACGCCGCGAGGUACAAUAAAGAAGGCUAUGUUGUGUUCAACGAAAAGGGCACUGUCGGCAAACUCUGCACGGCAAACUUGAACGCCACUCUCCCAGAAACGGAAAUGGAUAACGUUUUGCAAACAGCAGCGAGCUCGCUGUGCACUUUACUCACAUAUACCGGUGUAGCUUCCGUCGAAGUAAGAAUUGACGAUGAAGAGGAUGUUCCAUACGUGUACAUGGAGGAUCCAUCAGCACCGGAAAUCACUUUCGUCAGGGCUCCUUGUCCCAGCAAGGAAGUGCUGUAUGUUCGAUGCUCCGAUCUCGAGUGUGGAAUACAAUCUUUACGUAACAAUGGCGGCACUGAAGGUCUCAAUAAAAUGGCGGAACCCGGAGACUGGCCUUGGCACGUUGCGCUAUUCAAGGAGGGAGUUCAUGUUUGCGACGCCACUCUUGUGGCAGAUAACUGGUUACUCACGACCGCAUAUUGUUUCCAAGGUCAACCGAAAGCGGAAUGGUCGGCCAGACUCGGCGUCGUACGACUCUCAAGCACUUCACCUUGGCAACAAGAACGCAGAAUCGUCGGUAUGAUUAAAUCACCGAUGGAAGGCACGACCGUUCUGGUGAAAUUGGACAGACCGGUGACGACCUUUUCGGACUUCGUGAGACCGGUUUGUCUGCCCUCCAGCGAAGAUCCACCGAGCAACGCGUCGCAAUGCAACACUCUUGGCUGGGCUAGAAACCGCGAUUUACUGCAAAGGGUACAGCUGAAACACAGCGCGAUGGAGAGGUGCGAAAACAUUAGCAUCCCGUCGGUAAACAGUGUUUGCACAGAACAGGCGUACUCCAUGGAUGAUUGUAACGAGGAGGAACUCGCCGGCAGUCCAAUGCUGUGCCUCCAAGUAGAUGGCCGAAAAUGGGCACUGGAGGGUAUCGGCAGCUGGAGGAUAGCUUGUUCGAAAGACGGCAUCGAGAGACCUCGAUUGUACGACAAAAUUUCGUCGCACAUUGACUGGAUCAAGUCCACGGUUGGCUGAGGCUUUGGAGUUCAUCGAGUCCGACCAAUGUCGUUCCAUGAGCGAGACUUAAUGUCCACUGAUACUGAAAAUCGAAAUUGUGAUAAAAAUUGCUAAUUUGUUACGCGAUAUAUCGUUACCGUGCGUUGACAGACUCUAUCGCAUCUGUUUCAUAUAAGAACACACAUUGUGCUGCCGUUAUCGAAACAGUCGUUUCGUCGGGCACGGAAAGGUCGUAAAAUGCUGCGUUUCUGUAAAUAUAAAUAUUUUAAUCUAGGACACGAGAGUCCUUUGUUACCGUGGCAUAAUUUUUUAACUUAUUUUUCUCGUUCUAUAUACGUAUGUAGAACGAAAAGAAAUGUGUAUAUAUAUAUAUAUAUAUGUUUAUAUAUAUACAUUUUUUUCUUUGAAUGUAUAAUACGUAAUUGCUUUGUAUUUUAGCCUUAAGUCUUCUACCGUUACUUUAAUGAUAACGAUGCAAUUUUAUUUUUAAGAUCGAUAAAAUAUAAGAUGAUAUUUCAUAUGUAAGAAUACAUACACAAUAGUUCACACGCAUUAAAGUUUCUUAAAAUAAUAA
Molecule: messenger RNA, 3636 nt
Organism: Odontomachus brunneus
Lineage: Eukaryota; Metazoa; Arthropoda; Insecta; Hymenoptera; Formicidae
Product: atrial natriuretic peptide-converting enzyme
Exons: 13
Coding region: 753-3080 (775 amino acids)
Biological process (GO): proteolysis
Molecular function (GO): protein binding; serine-type endopeptidase activity
Source: RefSeq, a predicted model, not a curated record